Messenger RNA from Pseudomyrmex gracilis, 2133 nucleotides. RefSeq names its product leucine-rich repeat-containing protein 15-like. Gene Ontology annotation, molecular function: protein binding. Lineage: Eukaryota; Metazoa; Arthropoda; Insecta; Hymenoptera; Formicidae. The coding region runs from base 171 to 1907 and encodes 578 amino acids. The record is from RefSeq and is a predicted model, not a curated record. The transcript is spliced from 8 exons. Gene Ontology annotation, cellular component: extracellular matrix.
CUUGCGUAAAUAUCAAUAAUUCGCCAACAUAUAUAUACGUCGCGUGUGCAUGAAAGAUAUAGACUAUAAUGCAAUAUAAUUUGUGUGCGCGGGUUGCCAUUGUCUGUCAAUCUUCGUUGUUACGAGUUUAUCUUCCAAAUCAAUGUCCAAGAUAAUGAGGAUGCAACCUCAUGAUGAAGGACAACGGGUACUUCCGACUACAAGCCGCAUCUUCAGUUCGAUGCACAUUGUCUACGAUGUGUUAUCUGGUUCAAACCGUUCGUGACAUGACCGACAUCUCUUCGAGAAUUCACUGUACAAUCGUUCUCAUCUUAUUGUGCGACAUGAGAACGUGCACUCCGAUUUCUCACGCCUGCAUCACAGCAAGUAUGCGGGCUGCAACAGAUUCGGAACGUUCCACGGUAUCGGCAUCGUUACCGAUUUUCGAGGAGAUGGAGAACCGUCUCUCGAGUUUAGAGCGAAGACUGCGAACGGUCGAGCAACCUGUUUGGCAGAUCAGCUCGAAGGAAGAAGACUGGGAGAUUUGCGCCGAAGGACCAUGCAAAUGCGUACCGGAAUUAAAAUCGGUGUCCUGCUGGAGAUACGACCUGCUGGAUCUGCCUCCGACGCAAGUUGUUCCCACCGAUGUGUUAAGACUGGAUCUUGGAAACAAUCAGCUCACCGCUCUAAACAAAAAUACAUUUGGAAACAUGACGUUGUUACAACAUUUAGAUCUGAGCAGCAAUCUGAUUGAACACUUAACAUCAAACUUAUUUCUCUCUCUGCACAGUGUCGCGAAUGUCCGGUUGAGUAGCAAUCUCUUGAAAGAAAUGCAAUACAAUCAGUUCUUCGGAUUGAGAAAUCUUCGAAUACUCGAUUUGUCGUCAAACAGACUUUGCACUUUGCCGGAGGGACUUUUCCUGAGCAAUACUCUAUUGGUUUUGCUGGAUCUCUCCUUUAAUCGUAUUUCGUUAUUGCCAUCCGCUACGUUUCGCGGUCUCGGAAAUCUUGAAGAACUGUUGCUGGGUAAAAAUCGAUUAGUUAAAUUACCUGUCCUGAUUUUCCAAGAUAUGAAUCGUCUCAAGCGUCUUGCACUCGAGGAAAAUCGUUUGAAAGAGCUGCCUAAUGAUGUCUUCCAAGACUUGACAUCUCUCAAAGAACUGGACAUGAGAGACAAUCGAUUGACGGAAUUACCUAAAGGAUUGCUGUCAACUCUCGUGAAACUGGAAAUACUGGAAUUAUCGAGCAAUAGAAUAUCCCGUAUCGACGCAAGAGCUUUUUAUGGAAUGACAACGCUUCGGGAGUUACGACUGGGACAUAAUCAUAUAAAACACUUGCCACUCGGUUUAUUUGACCACGCCACGUCUUUAGAACGUCUUAUUCUCUAUGGCAAUCGUAUAGAAAUUCUAAUAAGAGGUGUUUUUCGCAGUUUGUAUAAUCUUACUUCUCUUUUCCUGCAAUCGAAUCGAUUAAAGAUACUGCAAUCUGGAGUGUUUGAUGAUACACCGAAUUUGCAGAAGUUGCAAUUGGAAUCGAACGAUCUCUCCUUUUUGCCAGCUGGCAGCAUGGAUGCCAUAUCCUCUAUUCAACAAAUACGUUUAAGUCGGAAUCCUUGGCACUGCGACUGUCGUGCUUCUUAUGUUGCCUCAUGGCUGCGCAAAAGAUUCGCCAGCUACGCAAAUCUGACUAAUGCGUUACAGAUACAAAAAAUGCUGAUUGUAACAGGUAAUUGGAGCGUAUGGGAAUUUGGAGCUGGCGCGACUUGCAGAGGUCCAGGUAUAUUAGGCGGCCAGUCGUUGCUACGUUUAACCUUCCACGAAUUGUGCGAAGGUCAAUGGGCCUCCAUGAAGGGUAUUGUACCACGAUUACCACUGGACAUUAUCGCUUCAUCCGUCAUACCGCACGCGACAGAGAGAAACAAGAUAUAAGACGUUUUGGUAUAAGACGUUACUUUGUUGAACACGCAAUAAUUUUAAAAUGACAAUAAAUUUCUUCUAUUAUUUAUCAAUAAUUUAUUAAUAAUUUCAUAUUAUGUAUAUAAGUAUAAUGCGUAUAAUAAAAACACGUUUCUGUUAAAACCAACUAAAGUCCAACCAAUCUAGUCCAUGUGUAUAAACGUGAACAAUUUUAAUAAAUACAAAACAAACAUUUGAA